Homarus americanus (American lobster) is the source of this 1675-nucleotide messenger RNA. RefSeq lists its product as uncharacterized. Bases 65 to 1039 code for a protein of 324 amino acids. The record is from RefSeq and is a predicted model, not a curated record. The transcript has 8 exons. Lineage: Eukaryota; Metazoa; Arthropoda; Malacostraca; Decapoda; Nephropidae.
GAAAAGUAGAGAGAAAGGAGGAGGCUGGUCAGUGGUCUGGUUGGGCACAUUGUGUCUCGCUGCCAUGAAGGUAACACUGACGACGGUCUUCCUGGUAAUCGCCUCGGUGGUGGCUGUGAGGGCGAGAUGGAUCGACUUCCUGGAUGGUGUGGAGGCCGAUAUACCCCAGGCUGAUGAACCUCAACAAGAGCAGAGUGAUGGGAGUCGAGAUAUUGGGCGUAUGAUCGAGACCGUAGACAACAUCUUCAAGAACAUGACAGAGGAACAAGACCGCUACAGCAGUCUGACGCAGGACGCUGCCGAAAACACCGCUCUUAUCACUGAACUGCUCACCAUCAGCAGUGUAGCCAUGCCAGUCAUAUGGAACACUUUGAUGACAUCCCAAACGAAGGCAAUUCAUCAAACAAUAUGCCAAGGGAAGGCCGUAUUCUUUCAUGCCCCCGGUGAUCUUCCAGCGCUUCAUCCACUUCAGGAUUUAUCUGUUGGCUUUACUGACCAGGAGAACUUCUCACUUAGUAGCAUAAUGAAGCUAAACGAGAAAGCCGAUGUGAGUCUGCGGCUGAUGUAUGAGCCAGAGGAAGGACACGAUUUCAAUUGGAAAGAAGAUGAUAUCCUGCUGAGUGUUCACCUCCAAUGGCAUCCUGAGUUGGGCAACAGUGGAGAAGUUGUCAUCAACGAUAAACACAGCAGAAACUGGGGGAGCGUCCCAACCGUCGUGAGAGGGAACAAGUGGCCUAAUCUUACUGUCGGGGAAAAGUUCUCCCUCUCUGUUAUAAAGAAUAAGAAAUGCUUCAAAAUUGUGUUGUUGCUGGGAGAAGAGAGGUUUUUGAUGAUACCGUUUCCCCUCAGUGCUUACGUUUUCUGCCCUCAGGCCAGACGACAGUCCAAAAUGGAGCAGCAGCCACGCAAGUUGAGGGUCGUUGUUAAUGAGUUUCACCCGGGUGCUGGUGACCUGGAUUUGUACAGUAUAAUGUGGUACCCUAAUUAUUUACCACCUUCCGAGGCCACCACUACAUUUCGUUGGCAGUGUUGGGUGUAGAGCUAGUUUUUUUAGUAGCCGUUAGUGUAGAGCCGCUACUUAUGAGGAAAAAUAGAGAAAGGAAACUGUUUCAAUUCAACAUUUUAGAGGCGUUCCACCAGCACCAUUUACAGGUGCCUUAUUCGUGGCAGUGCUUUCUUCAGAAAAAAGACGCAGUAACUAGCUAGAACUCGUCUUAACUGUUUCAGCUAGUUUAAUGUUUUUAUCAGUGUACAAUUUUUUAAAUAGUUUGACUAUUUCACAGUACUAAUAUUAAUUAUACAAGUAAUACAAUAAUGCCAGCGAUCAUUCACUAAAAGCCUCUAAUUGGAAGAAAUCUUAAUAUAUGCAAAUGCCAAAUGAGAAUCAAUGUGACGUCACGUCCCGCAGCAACACAUCUAACAAUUUUGGUGAUGUUCGCUGGACAACAGAUUUCAAUAUCGAUUAUAUUUCAUUUCAAUUAUAUAACCCACAAUCAUAUUUUAUGGUGAUAUACUAUAGUAACCAUACUACAGUAUUUUCACUAUACUAUAACUUAUAAUCAAUAUUUAUCAAGUCUGUAUAUGGCAAAUGUAAUGUACAGUCUUGUUCAAGAUUCUUCGAACACUGCUGGAGACAGCUGGCAACUCAAGGCCGUUACUAUAGUACGUAGAAUAA